Messenger RNA from Nicrophorus vespilloides, 4445 nucleotides. It is a transcript of the gene Oseg6, whose product is annotated as WD repeat-containing protein 19. Gene Ontology annotation, biological process: intraciliary retrograde transport; cilium assembly. Gene Ontology annotation, molecular function: protein binding. The transcript is spliced from 17 exons. Gene Ontology annotation, cellular component: intraciliary transport particle A; cilium. The record is from RefSeq and is a predicted model, not a curated record. NCBI's taxonomy places the organism in Eukaryota, Metazoa, Arthropoda, Insecta, Coleoptera, Silphidae. Bases 140 to 4225 code for a protein of 1361 amino acids.
GCAACGGUAAUAUAUUGAUGUCUAUUUGUUUUGAUUGUUAAAAUUGUUGCUGUUGUCAAUGGCAACUAUAAACAAAAUGGUUUAUGAUACAUUUUAUACUAUAGUUUAAAUACCUUUAAUUUAAACAAGGUGCUGUAAAAUGGGAAAUGAAAAGUUGUUGUUCCGUUUGGAACAACCCCAUGGGCCAGGGGACAUUUACAUUGCAUGGCAAAAGGGCUCAGGAAACUAUUUAGCUACAACUGGUAUUGAUGCCAUGGUCAACAUUUUUGAUAGAUAUGGGCAAAUUCAAGAAAGAAUUAGGCUUCAAAGUUUAUGUUCAGGGUUUGCCUGGGAUAUGGACGGUGAUGUGUUGGGAAUCAUUAGUCAAUCACCACAGUUGAUUUUAUGGGAUGCAAAUACAAAUAAAAAGCAAAUAGUUGAUGUUGGCUUAAGAGAUCCCAUGACUUGUAUCCUAUGGUCAAAGAAUGCACCAGUAUUAGCAGUUGGUACAUCUAAAGGAAAUGUUUCAAUUUACAAUCAUACAACAUCAAAGAGAAUUCCUAUAAUUGCUAAACACACAAAGAAGAUUACUUGUGGCGCUUGGAAUGCUGAAAAUCUUCUCGCUUUAGGUUCAGAAGACAAAACUAUUUCUAUAAGUAAUAUAGAAGGCGACACUUUGAGAGUUAUUAGUUUGCGUUCUGAGCCUACAGAGGUGCAAUUUUCUGAAAUGAAAUUGGAUGAACGAGUUGGUGGAGAAAACACGGUAAGCGUGAUUGUUGGCAAGAGAACUUUGUAUUUGUUCAAUCUUCUGGAUCCUGAAAAUCCCAUAGAGCUUGCCUUUCAGCAGCACUAUGGUUCAUUGACUGUUUAUAAAUGGUUUGGUGAUGGGUAUAUUUUACUAGGAUUUAAUGCGGGAUACUUCAUCGCGAUUUCGACGCAUAUUAAAGAAGUUGGACAGGAAUUGUUUCAAAUUCGAAAUCACAAAAUAAAUUUAACAGACAUAGCGUUAUGUCAACCAAUUGGCAAAGUUGCUUCAGCUGGAGACAAUGUCGUGAAGAUUCAUGAUAUAUCCAACCUGCAAGAAACGUUAAGUGUAAUAACCCUGAGUCAGGAAAUUGGAGUGGAUAGAGUUGGAUGGAGCUCAGACGGACAAUUGUUGGGUGUAUGUACGAGAAAUGGAUCAUUGAAUGUUUAUGUCUCGCAUAUGCCCACUUUAACUGCGGUCUGUGGUCCAAGAAUCGCUGUUUUAUCAAGUUUAACCGAAGUCAGCUUAUAUAAUUUCACAACAGAUAAAUCGAAGUUAACGCCAAUACCAAUAUGUUUAGAAACAGAACCUCAGGUAAUAUCUGUCGGGCCUUAUAAUCUAGCUGUUGCCAUGAAUAAUAGAGGUUGGUUUUAUGACUUAACUAGACCACAACCUGGUGUUGAUGAUGCUCCACUGAUGCUUAAAGAUAGACAAUACUUAGGAAACGUUACCAGUAUUAAAUUAAACGCCGAAUAUGCUUCAAUAUUGUUUGAUGGAAAAAUUCAUUUACAUAUGAUUGAACAACCUGUGGCUGAACACGAGGAAAGGGAAAGCAUAAUAUUUCCUGAUGAUAAUUCUCCAGCUGGUGUUAUACAGUGCCAUGCUCUUACAACUGAAUUUUUAAUAUACGGAACAGAUUUAGGUCAUAUUGUGUAUUUCUGUGUGGAAGAAUGGGCAGUAUCGAGUUAUUACAAGCAUCCAGUUGGCAUUGAAAAUAUUUACGUUGAUCCCGCAGGAACCCGAUUAAUAUUUUUUGAUGUGAAGAGUCAAGGUUUUCUCUACAACGCUGUUCUAAACGAAACUUUACCUGUGCCCGAAUUACCGAACAAAGUUAGUGGUGUUACAUGGGAUAGUAAUCUAACCGAUAGAAAUGUGUUUAUUGUUUAUGACGAGAAUGAAAUCGAUACGUAUUUGUAUGUUAAAUUUUCAGUUCAUGGUUCAUGUGUUAAGAAGAUCGGUAAAACCACAUUGGCUUCAAAACAGACGCCGUUACUAAUGUAUGGUGGUGAAAUUAUGUCUGCUACUUCAGGUGGGCAAUUGACACAACUCACUUUAUCAACGCACGAUGCAGCACCAUUAACUGAAAAAGACAAAAGCGUUUUGGAGAAUAAUUUUGCAAAGCAACUGGAUUUACAAAGAUUCAAUAUAGCAUGGAGUACAUGUUUGCUUUUAAAUUCUAAAGAGUAUUGGCUCAAAUUAGCGCAACAAGCUAUAAUUAAUUUGGACAUUGAUUUAGCUAUUCGCGUUUAUAAACAAUUGGAUGAUGUAUCAAUGGUAUGGUCUUUACGCGAAUUGGCGGAUAUCGAAGAUCAAAGAUUGUUGGCAGGUCACAUUGCUAUGUACUUAAAUGAUUAUGAUCAAGCCCAGAUUUGGUUUUUGAAAUCAAGCGAACCAUGGGCUGCUUUAGAGAUGCGAAGGGAUUUGCUGCAAUGGGACCAAGCUUUGCAAUUAGCGAAGAAGAUGGCGCCCGAUCAAAUUCCGCAGAUCUCAAGAGAAUACGCGCAGCAAUUGGAAUUCACGGGCAAUUACACCGAGGCGUAUUUGCAUUUCGAAAAGGGUCUCCAGGAGACAAUAAAUCAAGACCACGUGGUAAUCUGUAAGGCUGGUAUUGCAAGAACAGCAAUUCGUUGUGGUAAUUAUAAACACGGUGUGCAUGUUGCUUUGGAAUUGCGAAACAAGCAACUGCUGAAAGAAUGUGGAGAGAUUUUGGAAAGCAAGAAGCAGUUGCAGGACGCGGCUACGUUAUACGAACGUUCUGAAAAUUAUGAUAAAGCUGCUGGGUGCUAUAUAAAAUUGAAAAAUUGGGUUAAGGUUGGGGAAAUUUUACCCCAAGUGACAUCGAAUCGCGUGCAUAUCCAAUACGCCAAAGCCAAAGAGAAUGAAGGGAAGUAUCAGGAAGCCGCUCAGGCCUAUUAUGUGGCUAAGGAUUUCGAUUCGGUGAUUCGUCUACAAUUGGAAUAUUUGAAUAAUCCAGAAAUAGCGGUUGAAUUAGUUCAAGAAACUAAGAGUACCGAAGGGGCAAAAUUGGUUGCACGCUUUUUCCAACGCUUGAAUGAUUAUCCCACUGCUAUCAGGUUCCUAGUUUUGUCGAAAUGUCAUGACGAAGCUUUCGAAUUAGCAAGGAAGCAUUCCAAGUUGCAGUUGUAUGGGGAAAUAUUGCUGAACAGUUUAGACCCAGAUGAAAUUAAGCCAGAAUACUUUAACAGCUUGGCCCUAUAUUUUGAAAAUGAGCGUAAUUAUUUGUAUGCUGGAAAGUAUUGGUAUCAUGCCAAAGAAUAUAAUAAGGCUAUGAAACAUUUGCUGAAAGCUUCUAAAUUGAAUUCUGAUGAAAAUGAGUCAAUUAGUACAGCUAUUGAUGUCGUCGCUUCAUCAGGAGAUGAAGCUCUAUCAAAUCAACUAAUAGAAUAUUUAUUAGGUGAAGUGGAUGGUUUACCUAAAGAUCCCAAAUAUUUGUUCAGAUUGUACAUGGCGCGAAAACAAUUUAAAGAAGCAUCGAAAUCUGCUGUAAUCAUCGCCGAUGAGGAACAGAUUAAUGGGAAUUAUAGAAACAGCCACGAUGUCCUAUUUGGAAUGUACCAAGAGUUGAAGCAAAAUGGUAUAAGAAUUCCAAGAGACAUGUAUGCCAAUUUAAUGCUGCUGCAUAGUUACAUACUUGUCAGGUUGCAUGUGAAACGAAGCGAUCACAUGAAAGGCGCUAGAAUGCUCAUUCGAGUUGCAAACAACAUAUCAAAGUUUCCGUCGCAUAUUGUUCCAAUUUUAACGUCGGCUGUGAUCGAAUGUCAUCGUGCUGGUUUACGACAGGCCGCUCAUAAAUAUGCAACUUUACUAAUGAAACCGGAAUACCGGAAGCAAAUCGAUGCUAAAUAUUCGAAGAAAAUAGAGGCUGUUGUUCGGAAACCACCGAAAACUGGAAAAGAUGGAGAAAAACUUGAUGAUCCGUCAGAGCCUUUAACUCCGUGUCCCUAUUGUGGCAAUGAAUUACCAGAAAGCGAUAUAUACUGCAGCGUCUGCAAAAAUAAUCUACCAUUUUGCAUUGUAACCGGUCGACAUAUUAUUAUCUCUGAUCUGACCGCUUGUCCGGAAUGCGAUUUCCCAGCCCUAUAUUCAGAGUUUGUACAAUACUUGGAGGCAGAAUCUAACUGUCCGAUGUGUUCGGAAAAGAUUGCAGGUCGAAAAUUGCAAAAGGUUGAUGAUUUUAAGGCCUACUUGAAUUUUGAUUGAGAACUUCUAUAAUUCUCGAACUAUAUUUUUUGUGAUCAAUUAACUUCAAUUCCGUCCACUUAAGUGCAAUUAUUUAUUGAUUACAUAGUUUUUAGGCGAUACACAUUAAUAAUACUCAAUUCAUUGCUAAAUGACCUAAAUGGUUCAGAUAAUUAAAAUCGUGCAUUUUAUUAAUCCAAAUGGAAUUUAAUAAACGCACCAAAAUCUCACAUAAUCUAAU